Messenger RNA from Verticillium dahliae VdLs.17, 1874 nucleotides. Its product is annotated as polyamine transporter 1. Gene Ontology annotation, biological process: transmembrane transport. NCBI's taxonomy places the organism in Eukaryota, Fungi, Ascomycota, Sordariomycetes, Glomerellales, Plectosphaerellaceae. The coding region runs from base 333 to 1364 and encodes 343 amino acids. The transcript has 3 exons. Gene Ontology annotation, cellular component: membrane. Gene Ontology annotation, molecular function: transmembrane transporter activity. The record is from RefSeq and is a predicted model, not a curated record.
ACUAAUGGAGCACUUUUGUACAGGUGCCUUACGACAGUCAAAGAGAUGGGGCUUAACUUCCGUUUUAGGUCAAGGUAUUGCACCAUCUCCGCAAGGGCUACCCGCCGAGCUGACCAUGUUGCCAACUUGCGCCCUUGCAUGUCAAUUUCUGGACCUAUUGAUCAAAGCCAAGCGAACUUGCAGCGUAGGGCGCCGACUGUGAGUUUGCAAUAUGGAGUCUACUGCUGCGCAUCCCGCAGAUUUCGGCCACGCAGCUUUUGAUCUUUCUCAACCCCCGAACGACAUAUUCUAGAAGAUCAAAGAAAUCUUCGCUUCAGUCUCUAUCGAUCAAGAUGGCCCAAGAUCUCGUUAGAGUCGCCAGCCUGAUUGAAGGCGUUGAGAUGCACGUACGCUCAAGUAACGACAAUGGUUCCGUCAGGCGCAACGUCGACAGUCUUGGCCUGGACCAGUCCCUCAUGGACAUCGAAAACGGCGUCGUCGGCUGGGAGGGCGAGAACGACCCCAAGUACCCUCCAAACUUUACUUCCACUCGCAAAUGGCUCAUCACCGCCCUCCUCUCUACUCUGGCCUUCAUGACGCCGUUUGCGUCGUCAAUCAUAGCACCUGCCAUCGGAUACAUUGCCGACGACUUUGGCGUCCCUGAUAUUACGAAGAGCGCCAUGCCCGUGAGCAUCUUUCUCCUUGGGUACGCCGUCGGGCCUCUCUUUCUAUCACCCCUGUCGGAGAUCUACGGCCGUAGAAUUGUCAUGAUGGCCUCUAAUCUCGUCUUUUGCCUCUUCCUUGCUGCCUGCGCGCUGUCCCCCUCGAUUGACCUCCUCAUAUUCUUCCGCUUCAUGUGUGGAGUUGGAGGUUCUGCCUCGCAGACCGUCGGAGGAGCCGUCAUCGCCGAUUUAUUCGCGGUUGCUGAGCGUGGAAACGCUAUGACUAUAUGGAUCCUAGGUCCGAUCCUGGGACCCUCGUUGGCGCCGCUAAUCGGCGGUUUCGUGGCUGAGUCGAUCGGUUGGCGAUGGGCUAAUUGGAUUACACUCAUUCCUGCUUUGGUGCUUCUGGUCGCCAUGGUGUUUGUGUACCCCGAAACUCAUCACGAGGUACUUAUUCAGCAGAAGACGAGGAGAUUGGCCAAGGCCCUUGAUCGGCCGGACCUGUGUAGCUGUUACGCAGAUGCGGCAGAAAGGGCUGCCAGCAGCACCGACAUCCUCCUAUCUGGGCUUGUUCGACCGCUCAAGUUGCUGUUCCGCUCGACAAUUAUCUUUGGAGUGUCCCUAUAUGUGGCUUUUGGCUACGGAUGCCUCUACCUGCUGUUCAACACAAUCCCUAUUGUUUUCCGCGGCAGUUACAAUUGCCUUCUCCCUCCUUUCGAAUAAGACGGUCAGUCAUAUGACUGCCGCAAACGGGGGCGUUUACGAGGCCGAGAUGCGGCUUUAUUUCUGCAUUUACUUUGCCGUUCUUCUUCCAAUCUCGUUCUUCUGGUACGGCUGGAGUAGCGACCAAGCUGUCCACUGGGCUGUGCCAAUUCUGGGACUCGCUCUCUUUGGGAUAGGCUUCGAGGGCAUUUGGCUACCUACUCAGCUCUACAUUGUUGAUGGGUACUCUCGCUAUGCCGCCAGUGCCCUUGCUGCCUUUUCUGUGAUGAGGAGUGUAGUUGCCGCAUUCCUCCCUCUGGCUGGGCCGGCAAUGUAUGAGAGGCUGGGUGUUGGCUGGGGCAACUCCGUCUUGGGUUACAUAUCUUUAGCCAUGGUUCCUAUCCCGGCGCUGAUAUACAAAUUUGGAGGGAGGAUGAGAAAGAAUGAGAAGCUCAGGCUUUGAGUGACUGCACAUGCGAGCAUGGGGCGGAUUAGUCAGGGCAGCAGUGAUCAAUCGAACAGUGUGGCCCC